Molecule: messenger RNA, 1599 nt
Organism: Coregonus clupeaformis (lake whitefish)
Lineage: Eukaryota; Metazoa; Chordata; Actinopteri; Salmoniformes; Salmonidae
Product: enhancer of rudimentary homolog
Exons: 5
Coding region: 95-412 (105 amino acids)
Source: RefSeq, a predicted model, not a curated record
GUAUCAAAAGUCAUUUCCGCUCUCGUUCUGCCAUCAAAUCCAAAUCGUGUAGCACGAGAAAUCUUACCUACUUCAAGAGCACGGUGAAGGAAUUAUGCAGUCUCACACGAUCCUGUUGGUCCAGCCUACUAAGAGGCCAGAGGGGAGGACAUACGCUGACUAUGAAUCAGUCAACGAGUGCAUGGAAGGUGUUUGUAAGAUGUACGAGGAACACCUAAAGAGAAUGAACCCCAACAGUCCGUCCAUCACAUAUGACAUCAGUCAACUGUUUGACUUCAUCGAUGACCUGGCUGACCUCAGCUGCUUGGUGUACCGUGCGGACACACAGACGUACCAGCCGUACAACAAGGACUGGAUCAAGGAGAAGAUUUACGUGCUGCUGCGGCGUCAGGCCCAACAGGCUGGGAAAUGAGACUCUGGCCCCGUUCCAGGCUGACUACACUGCAGACGCAUGAUCUCGCAACAACCUGGAUAGGUGUUUAACAUGUCGGCUAACCACAUCUUAUCAAAUAGCAAUCCGAUGCAGUGUAGUCUGCCUGGAACGCCACCAAUCUAUGACAUCAGAGGUUAUUACGGUGGGGUCAGGGUUGGGGGGGGCUGGGAGUGUUGGGUAGUGUGAAUUUGCCCCUAGAUCCUUGGGUGGGGAAGGGGAUGAUCAGAGGUUAUUACGGUGGGGUCAGGGUUGGGGGGGCUGGGAGUGUUGGGUAGUGUGAAUUUGCCCCUAGAUCCUUGGGUGGGGAAGGGGAUGAUCAGAGGUUAUUACGGUGGGGUCAGGGAGUGUUGGGUAGUGUGAAUUUGCCCCUAGAUCCUUGGGUGGGGAAGGGGAUGAUCAGAGGUUAUUACGGUGGGGUCAGGGAGUGUUGGGUAGUGUGAAUUUGCCCCUAGAUCCUCGGGUGGGGAAGGGGAUGAUCAGAGGUUAUUACGGUGGGGUCAGGGGUUGGGGGGGGCUGGGAGUGUUGGGUAGUGUGAAUUUGCCCCUAGAUCCUUGGGUGGGGAAGGGGAUGAUCAGAGGUUAUUACGGUGGGGUCAGGGUUGGGGGGGCUGGGAGUGUUGGGUAGUGUGAAUUUGCCCCUAGAUCCUUGGGUGGGGAAGGGGAUGAUCAGAGGUUAUUACGGUGGGGUCAGGGUUGGGGGGGCUGGGAGUGUUGGGUAGUGUGAAUUUGCCCCUAGAUCCUCGGGUGGGGAAGGGGAUGAUCAGAGGUUAUUACGGUGGGGUCAGGGUUGGGGAGGCUGGGAGUGUUGGGUAGUGUGAAUUUGCCCCUAGAUCCUAGGGUGGGGAAGGGGAUGAUCAGAGGUUAUUACGGUGGGGUCAGGGUUGGGGGGGCUGGGAGUGUUGGGUAGUGUGAAUUUGCCCCUAGAUCCUUGGGUGGGGAAGGGGAUGAUGAUCUUUGAUCUGUACAUAGGGGAACCUUCACUCCGGAGCGUUUGGAUAGGAAGGGAGAAGGGUUGAAUGAUAUUAUCUUUAUUGUUUCACUGAGAAGUGUUGUAGAGGGAGAGUGUAAGGCAGCUUGCGUUUUGUUUUAAUUUUUGUAUUUAAAGAAAAUUCCCCCUUUAUAAAGAAGUGUUUGUCUUUUACUUAAAAUAAAACAAUAAAAAAGUA